UACUCUCCACUGUUCAGUGACUGAUAUUCAAAAGACUUUAAGAAAACAAUUUUCCUGGAUAUAAAAUAUUUAAUUUACAAUAGGAUUAGAUGGCAAAGCAUCUAAUGAAAGCACUUACGAAAUAGUGUGUAAUUGGAGGGCUGGUUGUUGAGCUACUGAGUCUAUUUUAAAGGUUUUACUUCAGGUAUUGUAAAAUCUGUUUGUUUUUUUUAAUAGCGUAGCAUAUUGGAAAGUAGUGUGGUAUAAUUAGAGUGAUAGCAGCUUGACAUAUUUUAUGAUGGCAUUCCACAGAACUCAGUAAAUACCAAAAAAUAGACUAUCUAGGUCUACUCAGAAGGAAGACUGUUCUCAGGAGGAAACCAGUUAGGUUCAUGCAGCUUUGAUAAAGAUAUCUAGCAACAGCAGUAAAGUUUAAAAAAAGAAAAAAAAAAAGUGCCAACUUUGUAUGUUGGAAUGCAGUUCUCUGGUGUCAGAAAUUUUUUUCUACUGCAGUAUUUGCAACAUUCCAUAACACAGGCUGAACAAAGCAAGGGCUCUCUUACCUUGAAUUUAAAUACUUUAAAACCAUUGCAUCACUGUAUUUUCACCUUUUUGCAGUAUGAUUUGAAACAAUCACCAUGGAUUUUUCACGUCUACACAUGUACACCCCACCCCAAUGUGUGCCAGAGAACACUGGCUAUACAUAUGCACUCAGUUCAAGUUAUUCUUCAGCUGCUCUGGAUUUUGAGACUGAACACAAAUUGGAUCCAGUGUUCGAUUCUCCAAGAAUGUCAAGACGUAGUUUACGCUUGGUCACUGCAGGAUAUAAUGCAACAGAUGAUGCCCAAAAUGACAACAUUCAUAGCAAUUCCUAUAUUGGAAACAUGUCUUUGUCAGAUCAAUCAGCCAGAACAGCAAAGCAGCGCAAAAAUAUGAGCAAGCAGUCUGUCACUGUGAAAAAUACUCCAAGAAAAAAUGUAUCCAGCUCUUCUAUUUUUAGCCAAAGUAGUUUCAAUAGCCAUGCCAGUGAUACAUCUGUAGUAUCUACUGUAUUGGAUGAAUCUUUGAUUCAGGAGCAAACAGAAGUUGACCAUUUUUGGGGGCUUGAUGAUGAUGAAUGCGAUCUUAAAGGUAGGGACACAACAGUGAUUCAGGGAAAUGGUGAUAUAGCAACAGCUGAAACACAGACUACCAUGAUCAAUGGCUAUACUUGUAGUGACUGCAGUAUGCUUUCUGAACGGAAAGAGGUCCUCACAGCGUACUCUGCUUCUCACCUGCCAUCUUCAAGAAUUUACUCUAGGGAUAGAAGCCAAAAAUAUAAGUCUAGAAACACCCCUUUCUACAUGAAUAAGAUUCUACGACUGAUCAAAUACACUGCAACAUCUUUUGCAUCACUGUUAGUGCAACUAUUUCAAAUGGUUUUGCUGAACCUGGGUUGUGAAUUUAAAGCUCACUCGAAUUACUGUGGAAGUAUGAAUGUAAAAGACUUUGUCAAAGAGGAUGGCCAUCUUGGUAUAAAUGGGGAAUCAUUGUGUGAUGACUGUAAGGGGAAGAAACAUCUUGAAACAUACACAACAGUCCACAUGCAAUCCUCAAGGUCUAAAAGGGUAGCAAGGACCAUUUGGCACACCUUUUCUUACGCAGGUUACUUUGUGCUACAAGUGUUGCGAACAGUGGGAGCAACAGGAUGGUUUAUGUCUCAGAAGACGUUAUCACUACUUUGGCUGGCCAUUGUUUCUCCAGGGAAGGCAGCUUCUGGGGUAUUCUGGUGGCUUGGAACUGGAUGGUAUCAACUUGUUACUGUGAUUUCUUUGUUCAAUGUGUUUCUUCUUACAAGAUGCCUUCCAAAGAUUUACAAGUUGUUACUGUUUCUCAUCCCACUGCUGCUUUUGCUAGGUAUAUGGUACUGGGGCUUUGAAGGCUUCCUUUCAUUACUGCCUGCAUUCAAUUGGACAAGCAUACGCCAAACACAAAGAAUAGAUAAGCCUGUGCAGAUUCUUAAACCACAUCCUGAUUCUUCUCGCUAUGUCCAGCCUCCAGAGGGUACCAUACAGUUAUUUGAUUCUAGUCGUAUGAGUGAACUGGAAAAGCAAAUGGCCCUCAUGUCUGACAGAUGUCAUCACAAUGAUGAAGAAUAUGGCAAAGUGAUGCUACAGCUUGAGAAACUUCAGGAUCAGGUUGCCCAGAUGAACGACAAAAGUGAGAUGUUGAUACUAAUAAAAAAUGUAAUGGGCCAACAUUUUAAGGAAAUGCAAUCUGAGGAAAUGGCACAUUCAACGACUGAUCUUCUGGCUUUACACCGUGAACAUGAAUUGCGCAUUUUGACACUGGAAGACCUUAUUGGAAAACUUUCUGCAAAAUCUGAGGACAUCCAGAAGGAACUUGAACUAACCCAAACAAGAACAGUGAGUGGAAGUGAUGAGCAAAACCAGCACCUUUUAUCCAAGGUUAAACAACUAGAACUAGAGGUGGCUCUCAUGAAGGCAGAACUGUUAACUCCACAAGACUUGAAGACCUGCUAUGAGAAAGUAGAUACAAUUCAUGAAAAAGUAGAUGCCCAGGUCAAAGAAUCUGUCAAACUUAUGUUUUUUGGUGACCAACAAGAAGACUUUUCUGAAUCACUACUCCAAAGGCUAACAUCCAAAUUUGUGAGCAAGAGCGACCUGCAGGUUUUGUUAAGAGAUCUAGAGCUUCAAAUCCUCAAGAAUAUUACUCUCCAUAUGUCUAUUACACACCAAAAGCCAACCUCUGAAGUAAUAACAAAUGCAGUAAAUAAUGCAGUGAUUUCUGGCAUCACAGAAGCGCAAGCACGCAUUAUUGUAAAUAAUGCAUUGAAACUUUAUUCUCAAGACAAGACUGGUAUGGUGGACUUUGCUUUAGAAUCUGGAGGCGGCAGCAUUCUGAGUACUCGCUGUUCUGAGACCUACGAGACCAAAACAGCUCUAAUUAGUCUCUUUGGAAUUCCUUUGUGGUAUUUCUCUCAGUCUCCCAGAGUGGUAAUCCAGCCUGACAUGUAUCCAGGAAACUGCUGGGCAUUCAAAGGAUCACAGGGAUACCUUGUAGUUAGACUUUCUAUGAUGAUAUACCCAACAGCCUUUACAUUAGAACAUAUACCAAAAACUCUUUCACCAACAGGAAAUAUCACAAGUGCUCCUAAGGAUUUCUCAGUAUAUGGUCUAGAAGAUGAAUAUCAGGAAGAAGGUACCCUUCUAGGACAGUAUGUCUAUGAUCAAGGAGGAGAGCCACUACAGAUGUUUCAAGUGACGGAGAAAAAUGAAAAUACAUUCCAGAUAGUGGAGCUAAGAAUUUUUUCUAAUUGGGGCCAUACAGAGUACACUUGUCUGUAUCGGUUCAGAGUGCAUGGAAAACCUACUGAAUAAACUACUACACUACAGCUUUUUUGUUGUAUAUUUUCUGUUUGUAUAUAUUGGAAAACCUAGAACACUGGAAUCUUUAAAGGAUGAGGAUAUGUGACAUGUACUGCAGGAUCAAUACUCCUCUUCAAUAAAAUGCAGAAGACUGUCCACAGAAUUGUGUACAAACUCAUACCUGCUCUGAUGCUCAGCUUGUAAUUGCCAGUCAGCUUUAUAUUUUAAUGUGUCCAUUCUGAGAAAAAUAUUGCAUGCAAACUACUCUGGUUCAAAAGCCAAGUUGGCAAACAGGUGAUACUUAUUUUAUUACAUUUGAAUGUACAGUUUUUAAAGAAGCUAUGCUUUCUGCAGCUAGAAAUCAAUUUUUAAAACAGGCCCCAUCUGCACACUUCUGUUACGCUGGUUCCCUAUGUGAAAACUUAUGAAUACUUUUAAACACUAAUUGUGGCUAAUGUAUGCUUUAGUUGAACAUGACUUUUGAACUUGUUGCUAGGCCCAAAAGGACUUCCUGAGUAGAUGCAGAAUAUGAAACAUGUUACUGUCAAGGAAAGUGAAUGGAACCAAAAAUAGUUUAAACAUCAGAGGCAUAAAAGUCUUUCCUUUAACAUGGAACCAUGCAUUAAUGUAAAAGUCAGGUUUGAUUUUAAACCACUACAUUUAUUUUAAGUUUUCUUCCUAUUUAGUUUCCUUUUGACUUAGCUUGUUAGAAUAAUCACUCAGUGUACUAACGUUUACUGAGCAAUCUAGUAGGCUUAUCUCCUAUACCAAGGUGAGAGUCUGGCUAAUGGUCUGCAGAUAAGACCAAUUCAGAGCUCAAAUUGCAAAGGCAAAAUCUUGGUGUGCAGAAGUCUCUCUUCAGCACAGGAUUAAUUCAGCUGGCUCAUUUUAUAAGUGCUGCACUGUGGAAGCACUAAGUGAAAAUAGGUUCCAUGUGAUAGACUCAACUUUUAAUUUAAAAAAGCAAUUCUGCAGUGAAGUAACUUGCAAAAGAGAUUCACACUCAAUGCCACUAUAUUUAGAUACUAUUCCUUAGACAAUGUUUCAAUUUAUAUAUCUUUACAGUGGAGGAUUCAAUACCCAUUGAAGAAUGUUAGAGCAAUGACUCUUAACAGCAUUAUCUUACUGCAUUUAAUUGGAACUGACAUUGUAUUAACAGAUUGCAUUUUGCUAACAGACUGCUUGCACAGCUCUCCCUAUGUAAAUGCUCAUUUUGUAAUUUUAUUUCUGAAUGUUACUGGAAACCCUUUAUAAACAAGAUUCCUGAAAGAUAUUCAUGUGAGAAAUUUAUCUUACUGUUGUAAUGCAUUUUAUUGGGUCAACUUAAUUACAGAUGUGCUGUUAUAUUUUUCAGAAAGAUGAAUGAUGGUGCUGACUGGUUUUUUGAAUUAGAGUUCUGUAUGUUGCACAAUAGUCCUCAAAUGUUUUUAAAAAAUCUCUAUAGAGUGUUUAAGUUCAGCUAGAAACAGAACCAAUGGCCUAUGCAGAAGAACUAGAUAAAACAUGUACAGGUGUUUCAUAUAAGUUAAAUAUAUAAAUCAGAAUUAUCCUGUAUAAAUUGAAAUUAGGAGCUGGAGUGCGAAUAUUUUGAAUAACACUAACUUAUUUUUAAAGAAGCAAGAUAGGACUUUGUGCAAUGUAUUUUUGUAAAUGCUUUUCAAAAUAUUUGUCUUGGUAUUCUUUGCUGCCUCCAAACGGACAAGAUGCUAUUGAUGUUUAAAUAAAGAGUUUUAAUUUUUGAAAGUGCAUGUAAUAUUUGAAACAAGUAAUAAAGUUUCUUUUCUGUA
Molecule: messenger RNA, 5134 nt
Organism: Gopherus flavomarginatus (Mexican gopher tortoise)
Lineage: Eukaryota; Metazoa; Chordata; Testudines; Testudinidae
Gene: SUN1
Product: Sad1 and UNC84 domain containing 1
Exons: 22
Coding region: 618-3359 (913 amino acids)
Biological process (GO): nuclear envelope organization
Cellular component (GO): nuclear envelope; meiotic nuclear membrane microtubule tethering complex
Molecular function (GO): protein-membrane adaptor activity
Source: RefSeq, a predicted model, not a curated record